Messenger RNA from Histoplasma capsulatum G186AR, 1003 nucleotides. RefSeq lists its product as uncharacterized. The transcript is spliced from 4 exons. The record is from RefSeq and is a predicted model, not a curated record. The coding region runs from base 1 to 507 and encodes 168 amino acids. Lineage: Eukaryota; Fungi; Ascomycota; Eurotiomycetes; Onygenales; Ajellomycetaceae. Gene Ontology annotation, biological process: pyruvate import into mitochondria. Gene Ontology annotation, cellular component: mitochondrial inner membrane.
AUGGAACAGUCCCGUCGGCCUGAAGACGGUGCAUUUCUGGGCCCCGAUCAUGAAGGUAUGAUAUCGUUUUUGCUGAAAUCGGUCCUAUUUUGUCGCAAAAUGUGUACUGCCCGCUUGAGCUGGACCAAGAUAUACCUAUGCGGCAUCCGUUAUGUGACAUCACCGCAGGUUCGAAGAUGGGUCCUCGUCCUUGCCGGUCUUUCUGAUCUCGCCCGUCCCGCCGACAAGCUCUCCCUGACUCAAAACGCCGCUUUGAUGGCCACCGGCGCAAUCUGGACCAGAUGGUGUCUCAUCAUUAAGCCGAGAAAUGUCCUUCUCGCCGCGGUUAACUUCUUUGUUGGAUGCGUGGGAUUCACGCAAGUGACUCGCAUUUUCCUGCAUAGACGAACUGUCGACGGGUCCACCAAGGAUGCGCUGAAGGAUAUGACCCACGAAGCAACAGGCCCGGCUAAGGCUGCUGUGAUCAAAGCUGAGGGAAAGGUGGAAGAAUUGAUUAAGAAACAUUAAACGCUAGGGAUCCAUAUAAUAUGAUGAUAGAGUAUGGAGGCGAGAUGGGAAGGAUUGGCUUGAAAAUGAAUCCAUGAUACGGAUUGAUUCUUUGGACUUCAAAAAAGGGCUGGUAGCUGUAAGGAGCUCAGACAGGGGCCGAUUCUGGAAAGGAGGAAGAGCGGUGUAUUUUUCUUGGGUUUCUUUGGUCUUGCUCAAGACUCCAUGGGGCGAGAUGUGACUAUAAACUCAAUUCAUUUUUAAUAACAUGGGAGUGGAAACGAGGACUUGCUUCAAACCUGAACCUUCCCCGACUUUUCAGCUUCCUUGGGCAUACACAAGCGGUCACCUUUGAAUCCCGCUGGGUUGUAUGAGAGAUGAUCAGACCUUGUAGCUCCGGCGCUGCAAUUUGUAGGGGGAUUUUACCUCUCAGGGCCUUUUCCUUAACUAAUCUUAACCAAUUAGUUGUUUAUCAGUUGCGGUUAAAGAAUGUUUGAAAAUGGGUUUGGGAAAAUGG